UCAUUUUCACGUUAACUUGAAGCGACAAGUCUCACAAAAUGAAGUCCUUUGCUGCUACCUGCUGGCGAGAACAACAAACUGGGAAGCAAGUUUAAACUCCGAAACGCUAGAGGGCGCCAGCUUUGAUAAAUUCGUUUCUCAAAUUCAAAAUCUCGCGUGAGUUCCUCCAAGUUCUCGCAUCCACUGGUACGUUCAAGAGGUAUAGUGUGAAAAGUAAAGUCGAAAAACGGAAUAUGGAAAAAAUGGCUUCAGUUUCUGGUAUAAGGACCCUUAUUCGUAUCCAUCAUUCACUCGUUCUGCAGAAGAGCUUUAGGCGUUCACUGCUACAGCUAGCAUCAACCUGCAUCACCUGGAGGCAUUGCAGUGGCAGUAAUGACCCAUUGUUGCCAUCAGACACAGAGAAUAAAUCUCUACUUGAGAACCUAUAUGUGUUGGGAGUGGACGUAAAAAUGGCGCGCCAGCGUCAACCAGGCGUUCUUCGAAAGUCCUUCACCAACGAGAUGUGCCUCGCUCAGUUCCUGCAAGAAAAAGGCGCCAGCUGCAAAGUUAUCGCCAGCAUCGUGUCCCGUUAUCCCCGCGCCAUCACACGGUCACUUGAUCACUUGGAGGAACGCUGGCAGCUGUGGAGAAACGUCUUCAACACAGACGCUGAGAUCGUGAGCAUCCUGGACCGCUCACCCGAGUCUUUUUUCCGUUCUAGUGACAACGAGGACUUGAAGAAAAACAUCGCUUUCUUAAUCUCAUUGGGAUUAAACUCCAAAGACCUUCGUCGGCUGCUGACCACAGCGCCGAGGACGUUCUCCAACACCCUGGAGCUGAACAAGCAGAUGGUGGAGUUUCUUGAAGACAUCUGUCUGGAGCUGGGUGGAAAAAAUCCUGAACAAUUUGCUACAAGUAUAAUAUCUAAAAACGUGUAUCUUCUAAUCAAAAGUACUAAAAGAAUCGGGACCAACAUUAACAAUCUGAAAACCUCUCUGAUGUUAAGUGAUGCCGAACUGCUAGCACUUCUGCAGGGAAAAGGAGCAGACAUUUUGGUCCUUUCCAACGACUGUCUGAAGAGAAACAUUCACAGCCUCGAGGAGAAGAUGUCCUUACUAGGCUUCAAAGAAAGCGACAUGAAAAAACUAGUAUUAAACUACCCCAACAUUCUCUACAUCGGCGCAGCCACUCUGAACUCCAAACUGGACUGUCUUCUAAAAGGAGGAAUAACAAUAAAGCAGAUUUUGGAGAAGCCAAAAGUUCUGGACUACAGCAUCCAGAACAUCACAGAGCGACUGAAGGAGCUGCAGAGAGUUGGAUAUGACUUUGAGAAAAAUGGCAUCAACAUCCUGGACUCCAGCAAGAAACGAUUUGUAGCAAAGAUAGAAAAACUUUCUGGAGUUUCUGAGGAGUGAAUGCAGCAGAUUUUACUGUGAUAAAAUAUAACAGAUACUCAUCCAUGUAUGGCUACAUUUAUCUGCACCCCUAGUAGAGAUGUGUAAAAAGUCUUGUGUACAGUAGGAUAAUUUUACACAAAAAAAUAUAAAAAUUCAGUCUCUAAUAUCAGUCCAUUCAAUUUUGGGAUAAAGAAAAUGCUAAGAAAUAAUUAUUUUAACAGUUCCUUUAAACGAAAAACUAAUCAUAGCCAUGUCUAUUUUUAUAAGUUGAACAAAUAUUUUAAAGAUGAUGGUGAAAGAUCCAGAAACAAAUUCAAGGCUAAUUUUUAGCAUAGCAAAAAGUGGCAUCUUAACCUCAUCAAGUUUCCAUAACAACCAUUAGAUGCCUCCAACAUGUUUGUUUGGCAGGUUUGUAAAGAAAAAGUUUUUUUCCAAAUAUAAACAUUGUAAGUUUUAUAAAACCGAGAUGUUUUAAUUGUUUUUUUUGUAAUUGGGUUUUAUAAUAACCAUCCAGGACCCAAAAUAACACAGAAAUGUUUCACCAUACACAGAAUGCACCUUUAUCCAAAGUCAUCUCAGUCCCCAAAUCUAAAUCCUAAACAAACAAAAAAACUACCUGGGAUGUUCCUAAAUGUGGUGGAUAAUGUAUUUGUGGAGGUUUCUGAGCAUUUUAUCUGUUAUCCAGCGACAAAUUUCUUUAUUUGAUGCAUUUUAUUGCAUUAUUGCUCUGUAUUCAUUAGAGUUUUAAUGAUUAUUCUGUAACAUUACAUCCACAAGUUAA
Poecilia reticulata (guppy) is the source of this 2157-nucleotide messenger RNA. It is a transcript of the gene mterf1, whose product is annotated as mitochondrial transcription termination factor 1. NCBI's taxonomy places the organism in Eukaryota, Metazoa, Chordata, Actinopteri, Cyprinodontiformes, Poeciliidae. Gene Ontology annotation, molecular function: double-stranded DNA binding. Gene Ontology annotation, cellular component: mitochondrial matrix. Gene Ontology annotation, biological process: regulation of DNA-templated transcription; termination of mitochondrial transcription. The record is from RefSeq and is a predicted model, not a curated record.